This is a messenger RNA of Drosophila pseudoobscura, 456 nucleotides long. Its product is annotated as protein Diedel-like. The transcript has a single exon. The record is from RefSeq and is a predicted model, not a curated record. Bases 58 to 408 code for a protein of 116 amino acids. NCBI's taxonomy places the organism in Eukaryota, Metazoa, Arthropoda, Insecta, Diptera, Drosophilidae.
CAUUUCUUCAGUCGUUCAGCAUUUCCCAUCUCUUGUACAUCGCCUGCACUGUUAAAUAUGAGAUUUUUUAUUUUCCCGCCACUUAUCCUUGCCAUUUGGCUAAUCUGCCUAUCCUCAACGACCAAGGCCGACUGCUGCAAGCCCACAAAGAUACGUUUUGAGCUGGCCGCGAACAAUGGAACCCAUACCUGUGAGACCUACGGCGGGAAGCCAGGCAAGAACUACACCUGCAAGGCAAAGAUCUGCAAUGACGGCAACAAUGUGAGGGGCACGUGGUGCGGAAAAGGCAGGUGCAAUCCGAGCGGAUGUCACUGCAAGAAAGGGUGCCUUGCCAGCGGCGCGAGUGCCAUUGACAGCUUCCGCGAGAAGCAUGGUUUCUUCAAUUUUAUCUAUGUGGGACACAAUUAAGCAGUGAUUGGAUUUAAUAAAAAGAUCGUUAAUAACCAAAAAUAAGAU